Tribolium madens (black flour beetle) is the source of this 2277-nucleotide messenger RNA. It is a transcript of the gene pdm3, whose product is annotated as POU domain, class 6, transcription factor 1. Gene Ontology annotation, molecular function: DNA-binding transcription factor activity, RNA polymerase II-specific; RNA polymerase II cis-regulatory region sequence-specific DNA binding. The record is from RefSeq and is a predicted model, not a curated record. Gene Ontology annotation, biological process: regulation of transcription by RNA polymerase II. The coding region runs from base 213 to 2045 and encodes 610 amino acids. The transcript is spliced from 12 exons. NCBI's taxonomy places the organism in Eukaryota, Metazoa, Arthropoda, Insecta, Coleoptera, Tenebrionidae.
CUGAGACUCGCUUGUUUAGCGCCAGUAGCCAACUAGACUGUAUUGCAGCGUCAGUGUUACUCUUUCGUGCACAUGGUAUAUUACAACUUCGCGCGCAGUGAUCACGUGGUGAUGAUUGUGAACUUUCAACUGUAAAAAGGGUGAUUUUGGACAAGACGGAGACUCGAAGUGGCGCUUGUUUCACCUCGGACGAGUCAGGAUGCGAGGCUGACAUGGCAGAAGGGAGCGUCGAAGAAGACAGCGGCGAAAUGUUAGGGCCAACAGCGACACCCAUUCUUCAAACUCCUGCUCCUUCCAACAUGAGUGCUAAAGACGAGGAGAGCGACUGCGAGAGCAGCGUCGGCUCGCCGGAACCGGCUUCGGGGGUCGAAGGCAGUACGGAUUUGACCAUGGGGACCAAAGGGAUGCAACCCAUGGGGCCCGAGGCAAAAAUCCCGCCGAAUGUAUCCGCUGCGGCACAUCUUAACGGAAUGGCGGGAUUGGUGACGCUUCAGAACCUGCAGAACCUCGCCUCCCUGCAGCAAAGUCUUCCUCAAGUGGCAUCGUUGGCAGCCGGCCUCCAAAACAUGGCCGGUCUGACGUCGGGGAACCCCGUGGUAAACGCACCACUUAACCUCAGCGUUAGUGCUUCAGUGGCCACCUCUAGGACAAGUCAGUCAGGAAGCAACACAGAAGCUGCCCCUCUCAACCCUACGCAGUCGACAGGGUCAGCGUUGCCGCCUCCACCCAACCCCCUUUUGUCUUCGCAACAACCGGCACCUAUGCCGCAGUUCAUCUUGGCUUCAGGACAACUCGUCCAAGGCAUCCAAGGGGCUCAACUACUCAUACCCACGUCACAAGGUUUGGCGACUCAGACAAUCUUGACGAUUCCGGUGAAUCAUGUAAAUAGUUCCGAUCAGAUGGUUAAUUUAGCUUUAAAUAACGGCCAGGUGGUUACGACGUCUUUAGCCAACCUCCAGGCGAUGGCGCAAACGAACCUCCUCAACAACACCACAAACGCCGUUCCAACAACCAAUGGUUCUAUAGGUCCUAGUCUUCUAAACCCCGCAUCUUUGAGCCACCUCUUGACCAACGGAACACCUCAACAACUCCUCCAAACCAUGCCCUCGAUGUUAAAUACUCCUCCCUUGAAUCCUUUAGCGCAACCCCUUCUUUCAACAGCACCGACGUUGUUGACCACCCCGACGACACAGACGACACCCCCUCAUCGGAAUCCUCUAAUUACCACCUACUCCGAGUCAAAACUACAUCACCAACAGCCAAUUUCGCGGAAUCCGUCGCCGCCCAAUGGUAGUCCCAUGAAUCGAAUGGCGACUACCAAUGGCGAAAUUACCAUCACGACGUCGGCCGGACCUGUUCCUAGUCAAAAUUUGAAGAGGUCGCCAUCGUCGCUGUCCCCGAAUUGUACCGAUAGCUCGACAGCAGAUCUUCUAGUGGAUUCCCCGAACCAGCCAACCAUCAACCAGACCAGCAGCAAUGUGGUGGACGGCAUAAACCUCGACGAAAUCAAAGACUUUGCCAAAGCAUUUAAACUUCGUCGCCUGUCUCUUGGCCUUACGCAAACCCAAGUGGGCCAAGCCCUGAGUGUCACUGAGGGUCCAGCAUACAGUCAAAGUGCAAUAUGCAGUGCCCUGGCGUCUCAGAUGUUUGCAGCCGCGCAACUUUCGUCUCAGCAGCAAGCGAUGUUUGAGAAACUAGAUAUUACGCCAAAGAGUGCACAGAAAAUCAAACCUGUGCUGGAAAGGUGGAUGAAGGAAGCUGAGGAAAGUUUGCUCAAUUCCAGAUACAAAAGUGGCCAAAACCAUUUAACUGACUUCAUUGGCAUCGAGCCGUCGAAAAAACGGAAACGAAGAACGUCGUUUACUCCCCAAGCUUUGGAACUUUUGAACGCCCAUUUUGAACGAAAUACCCACCCGUCAGGUACGGAAAUAACCGGACUUGCACACCAGUUAGGAUACGAGCGUGAAGUGAUAAGGAUCUGGUUUUGCAACAAACGACAGGCAUUGAAAAACACCGUUCGAAUGAUGUCAAAAGGAAUGGUGUAAAACGUCUGUGAUUUGACUAUAAACAGUUUGUUAGUGUAAAUAAUCGCAAACAAUCAAUUUUUGUAUAUAAUCGUGUAUAAAAUAUUUCCAAGAUUGUUGUAAUUGUGUGAUGGUAUGUACAUUACGACGAGAAUGCCGCAUUUUUUUUUUUUAUUGAGUUGACCGAAAUCGCACUGAAACUCAGACGAGCACUUAAGUUAUUAUUUUAAUGUAAUAAACUGAUUCAAGAUGA